AUGAUCCUGAUUCUCGGUCUGAUGGUUUUUCUUUGUGUUGGAACGGCUCAAUGUCUGGAGGAAGAUGAAGGUUUCACUUUUGAAGGAGAAAUCCGCCACUUGGCUGUGGCCACCAACACGGUUUACAUCUCUACAGACGAGAAGCUGUACCAGCUGAGCCACGACCUGAGGCUGGUCCGCAGUCUGAUCCAGAGAGGGACCCUGAAGGACGGAUACCAGCCGGGUGAAAAGGAGUUUCACCGGGUUUCUGACACGAAUGCGUUGAAUGCAAACUUGAGCAUUAACCUCUUAUUACCAUUUGUUAAGAAUGACACGCUGGUCACCUGCGGUGCCACCAACAACAAUUGCGGUUACUGUGAGGUUCUGGACCUGAAGAACAUUUCUAACCUUGUUUACAGUGAAAACAUCCAGAUGGGACCCCUGAAGCGCAGCAACGCGUCCAUCAGCUUUCUGGUGGAUGUGAAGAACUCAGGUCGGACAGAAACUUAUAUUCUGACGGCCAUCGAGAAACGUAAAGAUGAGUCUAAGGAGAUCAAGUGCAAAUCCAACAUCGAGACCAUCAACCUUCACAGCGUGAAUGACAGACAGAAUGGAGGCAUAUUUUCUAUAGUGGGUGGCUCUGAAAAUGCUGUGAUCAAAAGUGAAGGAAAUGUGGAGUUUGUGGACGGAUUUCAGAUCGACUCAACAGUGUAUCUGCUCUCCAACGUGCGUUCAAGUGAUCAGAACAACAAGGUCCAUCUCAGUUGGCUUGUGAGUCAAACAAGUAAACUGGACACUCUGAGGUCUCUGCGGGGGGUUUAUCUAGGUGUCUCUGACGGAGGUGAAGGCAGCAGACUGCUGGCCUCCUCGGUCAUCUCUGAUGGACAGCCGGUGUUUUGGAGCGGUGUGUUUAGUGUGGACGGAGGACAAGCCAACACGGAGCUGGUGGUGUUUGACAUCAGUCCUGAUCUAAGCAUCACGGUCGACACCAAUCCACACUUCAUCUAUAACACCAAGGAGCACAAAGUGUCACAACUUAAGACCCUGAGACCUAAGACGGUGAUCUCCAAGCAGACCUUUAUGACCUCUGUGGCGGCAGUGAGGCAGAAGGCCUGGAUGGUUUUCUUCAUUGGAACAGGAGAUGGACAGCUCAUCAAGCUUGUUGUGGACAGGAACUAUCACCCCGCCUGUCCUGAGGUGCUGUACAGGGCCAGUGAUGACCGCAAAGUGUUUCCCAAAAUACAUCUGGACCCAGUGGAUCAUAAACACGUGUAUGUGCCAUUUAGAAACCAGAUGAAGCGUUUAUCUGUGUCCAAGUGCAGCACGUACACAAGUUGGCAGAAGUGUUGGUCUGCACAGGAUCCAUACUGUGUCUGGUGUGACUCUAAACGAAGCUGCAUGUUUGAAGAUGAAUGUCCAGAUUCAAACUGGUUGUCCAUCCCAGAUGAAUUUCAACAGAAGAUUGUUUCCCAUAAACUUGUGAAGGACCAGACUGGAGAGAUCAACUUAAUCAUCCAGACACAUGUGACUGUGGCAACAACAGGGCUGUCUAACUUCGCCUGUCAGUUCUCUACAACUUCUAAGGAGCUUUGUAGGAAAAAUAACCCUCCACCAGCAUUUCCACGAUGCACCUGCAUUCUCUCCAAUGACACACUUCCUGCUGACGGUGUGGAUCUCACAGUUAAAAUGAGACUAGGGACGAUACAUCUGUCAGAACAAUUGGAACUAAUCAACUGCUCCGAUAUCAAUGGACAACCAAGUUUUCUUUUGUGUCAACGGUGCAUUAGCGCUGGAUGUGGAUGGAGACAUAAUCACUGUUCCUGGGCCGAUCAUAAAAUUCAAAAUGACACUAUUUGCCAAAAUAUGCUUUCAGGGAGUCUGCCGGAGAUCUCCUCCAUCACUCCCAGUGUUGUGUCUUUCUACGGCAGAGACCAUGCUAUGUUGUCAGGUCGUAACCUUCACAAUGUGACCAGUGUGAGGAUCCAACAAGACCUGAGUUGUGCUCCAAAGCAAUGUCCUGUAUCGAACAACACCGGCACCAGUCUGAUGUUUAACAUUCCCAGUACGGAAAUGAAAGGCGUGGUCAAAGUGUGCGUUCUCCUCCCAGACGGUAGCUGCCAUGGGAACGCUAACAUCACCUAUCAGUCGCUGCCAAUCUGCAACAAAAUGACACCAAGCAGCACCUGGAUCAGUGGGAAGAGGAAGAUGACAGUGAUGGGGUCUCACCUGGAGUUUGUUGAAGGCGUCACGCACAGCCACGCCCCUCAGCAAGUCAGACCUCCCAUCAACAGCAGCUCUCAGGUUCUGGGCACUGCAGACACACACAAUGUCUAACCACGUGUCAACUCACAUUAAUAUGUGGUAAUAUUAUUUCAAAUUACAGUAUAGAUGCCCUGUACAGUACUAAAGUGUAAAGGGACUUCAGCACAAAACAAACUUGUAUAUUGAAAUGCAACUUAAAUAUGCUACAAUAUAGUUUUUCAUAGAUACAAUAUGUCUUGUAAAUGUUGUAUCAUGUUACUUUCUAUUAGUAUGCUGCUUUAUAUUGUAUAAUAUAAUUCU
This is a messenger RNA of Cololabis saira (Pacific saury), 2541 nucleotides long. Its product is annotated as plexin-C1-like. Gene Ontology annotation, cellular component: semaphorin receptor complex. The coding region runs from base 1 to 2313 and encodes 770 amino acids. Gene Ontology annotation, biological process: regulation of GTPase activity; negative regulation of cell adhesion; regulation of cell migration. Gene Ontology annotation, molecular function: semaphorin receptor activity; protein binding. Lineage: Eukaryota; Metazoa; Chordata; Actinopteri; Beloniformes; Belonidae. The record is from RefSeq and is a predicted model, not a curated record. The transcript is spliced from 12 exons.